CGCAAUCCAAUGGAAUCUUUCUUUGUUCAUAAAAAAUAUUUCUUUGUAAUAGCCCAGUUUAUUAUUCCAUUUGCAAGUGCAGUCCUAAGGCAAAACAGUUGUUACAAAUUCAACUUCAGGCUUCAGAAAGCAAAACCCAUUAAGUAUACCAUAUUCAGGAUACAUCAGUGAACUUCUAAUGGGAGGACACUCAGUUCUAUGUGCUGAUCUUACCACAGCUGAAUCCUCACAAUCGCUGCAAGGUGCUGAGGAUGCAGGAUCAACAGGGGGCAGUUCUUACUCUCACAAAGUUGUUCCAUUAACCUCGGGUGAGGACGAAGAAGAACCAGAAGCUGGAGGCGAAGAAGAGCCAUUAGUCCAGACUGUGGAAUGCCGAAUUUGCCAGGAAGAAGAUAGCUCGAAUAAUGUGGAGAUUCCUUGUAGUUGUAGUGGUAGCUUGAAGUAUGCUCAUAGGAAAUGUGUUCAAAGAUGGUGCAAUGAGAAGGGAGAUAUAAUUUGCGAGAUCUGUCAUCAGCCCUACCAACCUGGAUAUACUGCUCCACCACCGCCUCCUCCUUCGGAAGAAACGGUCAUUGACAUCAGUGGUGGCUGGACGGUGGCUGGCACUCAGGUCGACUUAAAUGACCCUCGACUUCUUUCGAUGGCUGAACGCCAUCUUCAAGAGGCUGACCAUGAUGAAUAUGCUGAUGCAAGUGCUAGUGGAGCUGCAUUUUGUCGUUCCGCUGCUUUAUUUUUAAUGGCCCUCCUGUUAAUGAGGCAUGCUUUUGAAAACGGUGAAGGUGAUCAUGAUGAUGUUUCCGCCUUUUUUUCCCUUUUUUUGCUCCGUGCUGCUGGUUUCCUUCUACCCUGCUUCAUCAUGGCUUGGGGUAUCAGUAUAUUGCAGCGUCGAAGACAAAGACAGGAGGCGGCAGCUGAAGUUGCUUUCUUACUGCAGGCAGGGCAACAAAGGGGCUUGCAUGUCACAAUAGCACCAAGACCUGCUCCACCAGCAGAGCCUUCGGCAGCAACAGAUCAGGCAACAAUUCAUGUGUCAACAGCACCCAGGCAGGUGGAAGUUCCUCGUCCCGAGAUAGUAUAAAAUAGCUUUCCUUGGCCUGGACAACACCUUAAAAAAAUUAAAUAAACGGCUUUUCUCUGUUACCUUGCUAGAUGGUAGUUGCUGACCGUCGAGUGUAUAGACCGUCUGUUGGACUAGAUGGGGUGAGGAGGAAAAGGAGAGAUCUGUUUCUUCUUCUUUUUUUCCUUUUCCAAUUUACCACCUUAAUCUUUACAAUUUCAUAUUCGGGGAGAAAGCUGGAUUUCUUACUUUUUCCUUUUGUUCACUGUUCCAUUAUGUUUGUCACUGUCAGAAAAAAAUGCAGCAAAAUCGCCACUUGGGUAGUUGGGUGUCCUAUGUCAGUUUUAACUUUGAUAGGGCUCUGUUUGAACUGUAAAGAUAUCAUGUCUUCUCGUUUUGUACAUUAUAUGUAUUUAUCAUCAGGUUUACUGUUUCCUCA
This is a messenger RNA of Lycium ferocissimum, 1496 nucleotides long. RefSeq lists its product as uncharacterized. NCBI's taxonomy places the organism in Eukaryota, Viridiplantae, Streptophyta, Magnoliopsida, Solanales, Solanaceae. Gene Ontology annotation, molecular function: ubiquitin-protein transferase activity; zinc ion binding. The record is from RefSeq and is a predicted model, not a curated record. Gene Ontology annotation, cellular component: membrane. Gene Ontology annotation, biological process: protein ubiquitination. Bases 179 to 1078 code for a protein of 299 amino acids. The transcript is spliced from 8 exons.